This is a messenger RNA of Gigantopelta aegis, 528 nucleotides long. RefSeq names its product ribonuclease H-like. The transcript has a single exon. NCBI's taxonomy places the organism in Eukaryota, Metazoa, Mollusca, Gastropoda, Neomphalida, Peltospiridae. The record is from RefSeq and is a predicted model, not a curated record. The coding region runs from base 1 to 528 and encodes 175 amino acids. Gene Ontology annotation, molecular function: RNA-DNA hybrid ribonuclease activity; nucleic acid binding. Gene Ontology annotation, biological process: DNA replication, removal of RNA primer.
AUGAUUGAUGCACAGUAUCCAGAGCCAUCAUGGACACAGGCAUAUACUGAUGGAUCUGCAACAAAUGCAGCGGAAAACAGAGGGGCUGGAAUAUACAUGUACAUCAUGGACCGUAGUGGCUACCGAGAGGAGGCACAUUUUCAUACAGAGAAACACUGCACAAACUAUGAUGCAGAGCUUCAGGCUCUCGUUCAUGCUGCCCACACCAUCAGCACCAGAGAGGAGAACUGUUUACAUGUCGUCUUCCUGACAAAUGCUCUCUCUGCCAUCCAGGCUCUUGAAAACAAUAAGCUUGAUGGAAUUUCAGAAGCCCCACAUCCUAUCAGCAGUAUCAACCAAGUCAUGUUACAAUGGAUCCCCGCUCACUGUGGCAUACCAGGAAAUGAAAAUGCAGACAGACUGGCAAAACUGAGUGCAGCUAGAGAACAGGAGUAUAACUGGGUGACACACGAAGAGAUGAAAUCCCAUAUUAAAUCUCUUUAUAGACCUCGCAAACAAACCAAUGAUUAUUACCUGCUGUCCCGUUAG